UGGCGUUACGAAAUCGGUUUGCGUUCUGCGGCAACUGAAGAGAAUCUUUCCGGCAUGGAGUACACGUCCUCCCCGAAGCCCCAGCUCUCCUCUCGGGCGAACGCGUUUUCAAUUGCUGCUCUCAUGUCAAGUGGGAAAACCAAGGACAAGGAAGCAGAAGAAAACACCAUCAAACCACUGGAGCAAUUUGUGGAGAAGUCGUCUUGCAAUCAGAGCCUGGCAGACCUGUCGACUCUGGAGGCCCACGGGGACUUCAGCGGAAACACGCCCCCGAUCUGCACGGAGCCUCUCAUCCCCACCACCCCGAGUGUGCCCAGCGAAGAGAUGGCAAAAAUCAGCUGCAGCCUGGAAACCAAGGAACUCUGGGAUAAAUUCCACGAGCUCGGAACAGAAAUGAUCAUUACGAAGUCCGGGAGAAGAAUGUUCCCAACUAUCCGCGUGUCUUUCUCCGGGGUGGACCCGGACGCCAAAUAUAUAGUGUUGAUGGACAUUGUUCCCGUGGACAACAAGAGAUACCGAUACGCCUACCAUAGGUCAUCUUGGCUCGUGGCUGGGAAAGCGGACCCCCCUCUGCCAGCACGGUUGUACGUUCAUCCAGAUUCCCCGUUUACUGGAGAACAGUUGCUGAAGCAGAUGGUGUCCUUCGAGAAAGUCAAGCUUACGAACAACGAACUAGAUCAGCACGGCCAUAUCAUCCUGAACUCCAUGCACAAAUAUCAGCCCCGUGUUCACAUAAUCAAGAAGAAGGACCACACUGCCUCGCUGCUUAACCUCAAGUCCGAAGAGUUCCGCACCUUCGUCUUCACCGAGACCGUCUUCACUGCUGUGACGGCCUACCAGAACCAGCUGAUAACCAAGCUGAAAAUCGACAGCAACCCCUUUGCCAAAGGAUUCAGAGACUCCUCCAGGCUGACCGACAUUGAGAGGUACUUGGAAUGCUGUUUCCACUGCUGUCUGGAAAGUGUUGAGAGUUUGAUCCACAAGCACUCCUACGCCAGGUCGCCCAUCCGGACGUACGCGGGAGAAGAGGAGUCCUCGGGUGAGGACGGGCACUCAGCCCACAGCAGAGGCUCUGCCUUCACAGCCUCAGACAACCUCUCCCUGAGCUCCUGGGUGACCACCACCUCCGGCUUUUCGGGCUUCCAGCACCCGCAGUCCCUGUCCGCCAUCGGGACGAGCACGGCCUCCCUGGCCAGCCCGCUGCCGCACCCCAUCCAGGGCUCCCUGCCCCCCUACAGCCGGCUGGGCAUGCCCCUGACCCCCUCGGCCCUGGCAGGCACCAUGCAGGGCAGCGGACCCACCUUCCCCUCCUUCCACAUGCCGCGCUACCACCACUACUUCCAGCAGGGGCCCUACGCAGCCAUCCAGGGACUGCGCCACUCCUCCACAGUCAUGACCCCCUUCGUAUGA
Molecule: messenger RNA, 1410 nt
Organism: Megalops cyprinoides (Indo-Pacific tarpon)
Lineage: Eukaryota; Metazoa; Chordata; Actinopteri; Elopiformes; Megalopidae
Gene: tbx20
Product: T-box transcription factor 20
Exons: 8
Coding region: 55-1410 (451 amino acids)
Biological process (GO): cell fate specification; positive regulation of DNA-templated transcription; vasculogenesis
Cellular component (GO): nucleus
Molecular function (GO): DNA-binding transcription factor activity, RNA polymerase II-specific; RNA polymerase II cis-regulatory region sequence-specific DNA binding
Source: RefSeq, a predicted model, not a curated record